GUCUUCUUUUCACUUUCUAAUCAUUUCAUUUGAUGAUUUUAUAAGUUUGUUUCUUCCUUCAUCUUCUUCCUUUUGUUCUCUCCCCCAAUCUCCUAUAACCCCUUCUUUAAUGACGAGAGGACCCAUCUCCAAGAACGAACAGUAAUCUUCAUUUAUUGUCCUUCCAAUUUUUUUCCUCUAAACCAAAAAACAAAAAAAAUCCCAAAUUUUUUUAAAAAUUAAAUUAAAUAUUUUCGUUUUUAAUUACAUGGGUUUGUUUGGGUAGAUGAAGAGACAAGGGUCCCUUUAAUUUUCUCUUUAGAUCUUCUUCAAAAACCCAAAAGACUCAAAAUCAUGUUGGGCACUUUUUUUUUAUGUUAAAGAACAAAAAUCUAUGGUUUUUCAACUUUUCAUGUUUAUCAGUCUUCAUGACAAAGCUGAGUGCUUGAUUGGCUCCACAGAGACAGACUCUGCUAAAAUAAAGUUGUCAUUUUUUUUUCUUUCUCUCUGACCCAUUUCAGCCAAAAAGCUCUGGUUUUUGAGGAAUAAAUUAAAGACGAGAGUUUUGAAUGGUUGGUGAAUUCAUUGAUCAUCAUCGUCAAUGGAGAAGAAGAGAUCACCGAGAAGCAGCAAGAGUCCUGGUCCUGCAAUUUUCCCUAAAAGCCCUCUUGUCUACGAGAGUUAUAAGUCUGGUUGUGGUUGGAAACUGAUUAAUUUCUUCGGACAUGUCAAAUCUGGUAAUAAGAGACUUGGUUCUGAGAAGAAGAAAUUCGUCAGAGAUUCUGCUGGUAAUGUUUAUACUAAAAGCCAGCUUGAUUUGCUCAAGAAGCUUCAUGAGAAGUGUCAGUGUAAUGAUCGGGUUGUGGAGGAAGAGAGUUCAUGCAAGCCUAAAACAAGGAGAAGAUCUUUCAGUUCUGAAAGAGAACUUGAGAAGUAUGAUUCUAAACCUGUCCAGGGAUUACUAGAGAGAGAGAUAAGAAGGAUCAAAAAUCUAAAGGAGGAAACUUGUGAUAUCCCGGAUAAGCAAAAGCAUUCUUCUUUGAGUGAAAUUGAGAAGACAAGUUGUAAGGAUAAGCAAAUGGAUCUGAAGAAUACGAGAGAUUGUAAGAAGAAUGCAGAGAUUAAUCUUCAAGUUUGUGUGAAUGAAGCUGCUGAAACAUUGAUUUGUUCAAAGGCAGAGGAAAAGGGAAAUGACCGGUCUAAGCAGUUCAUGGAGGCGUUAGAUAUUCUAAGUUCGAACAAAGAAUUGUUCAUUACACUCUUACAAGAUCCUAAUUCUUUCUCAGCGAAAAAAGGUCAAGACUUGGAAGGAUCUAAGGUAAAGGAACCGCGGCAUAAAUCUCCAUCAAUGGCUGAUGAUUUGGAUAACAUUGUUCUUUUGAAGCCUAGAUUAUCAAGCUCGGUUGAUGAUAAAGCGAACUUGAGAUUUAAACAUCUAGCCAAGAAAUUGAAGCUCGUUGUUGGAUCUAACAAAGACAACAAUCAUGUAGAAAACAAACCUGAAGGUAGUUGUAAUGGUAGAGAAACCGAGGCUGCUGCUUUGAGAUCAAGUGAAGUCUCUACCAGUACAGUUGGCUAUAGAAGCCCGGAGUCACCGGUGUUUAGGCGCAAGAAACGGGUUGAGUCUGAUGUUUUUAAGCUGAGUAUUGAGAACGAUGUUUUGCCGAGGAGAUUCAUGGUGGAAAGGCAACAAGAGAGAUUAAACUCUUCACCGGUUUAUGAAGUUCCUUAUGCAUUGAGUAGCUUGCAGACAAAGCUCAAAGAGAGAAGACAGAAGCUUGAGAAGAAGAGAGAGAGCUUCAAGUUAUGGUCUUUGGACAAUAACUUCGAGGUUUUUGACCCGAAUCCAUACAAUUCUAAUCUAAGGUCUCUCGACGAUAAUUGUACAGAUUCUGCUGAGUACAGAAGUCUGACCACCCAUGUAGAAGACAGGUUCAUGGAAGAUAGGUGUCUGAAGGGCUCAUUAGCAGAGUCGAAUUUGAGCCUAGAAAGACGAGAGAUCAAUGUUCAUGACCCGAAACAGGAGCAGGAGCAACCGAGUCCUGUCUCUGUUCUUGAAAGGAUUCAUUUAGAAGACGAAACAGUUAGUCUAGGAAAUGUGGAAAUUUCUAAACUCGAAGAGAAGGUUGCAUUCUCUUUUGAUGAUCCAAGCAUCGAUCUAGUUGAGAAAGAAACAGUUAAUGACUUUGUGAAGAAAGUUCUUAAAGCUUCAAGAUUGAAUUGGACUAAUCUUAUAGCAAGAUGCAGCGAGGAAACAUCACUACUCGACGAAUUCUCACACGGUAAUCACAACAACGACCAGCUUCUUCUUGUUCUUGACUACACCGACGAGAUCGUCCGCGACAUUUACCGUCAAGACAUCAAAUAUUGGCCUUUGACAUCAUCGGGAAGCUCGAGAGUCGUCAAUCUACAACCAUCCCUUAGAGAAGAAGAUCUGAUUAACAAAACGUUGAGACAUUUUGACUGGAGUUUACUCUGCUCUGACUCUCCUACAAGAUCAUUAGAUCAGAUCAUUGAAACUGAUAUGAUAAAGCCAUGUCUUUGGUCUGAUUUUGGUGGUGAAUCUGAAGGCAUUGCGUCUGAUCUUGCCGAAAAGAUUCUCCAACAAUUGCUACUUGAGUUCUCCCAUGAGCUAAGAACAAUGCAGAGGAGCAUAGUAUUAUGUGUGGAUUAACUUGAAUCUCUUCAGAACUAUUUAACAUUUUUUUUGUCUGUAUAAAAAAAGUUUUAAAAUUUGAGAAUCUUCUCUUCAUGAUUAGUUAUUACAUUUAUCUAAAGUUAAAAAAGAUUCGAUCU
Molecule: messenger RNA, 2775 nt
Organism: Camelina sativa (false flax)
Lineage: Eukaryota; Viridiplantae; Streptophyta; Magnoliopsida; Brassicales; Brassicaceae
Source: RefSeq, a predicted model, not a curated record